Messenger RNA from Penaeus indicus, 7258 nucleotides. RefSeq names its product basement membrane-specific heparan sulfate proteoglycan core protein-like. Gene Ontology annotation, cellular component: plasma membrane. The transcript has 34 exons. The annotation marks the transcript as partial. Gene Ontology annotation, molecular function: protein binding. NCBI's taxonomy places the organism in Eukaryota, Metazoa, Arthropoda, Malacostraca, Decapoda, Penaeidae. The record is from RefSeq and is a predicted model, not a curated record.
GUUUCCCAGCAGCUUGCACCUCCAAUGAGUUUGUGUGUGACUCUGGAGACUGUGUUUCCACUGGAGUUGUUUGUGAUGGGAUUGUUGACUGCAACGAUGGCUCAGAUGAAGCUGACUGCACUGGACCGGCCCGCACCUGUGCAUCGUAUGAGUUUACGUGUGGCGAUGGAACGUGUAUCUAUGACAGUGCAAAAUGUGAUGGUCGCUAUGAUUGUGCUGACGGAUCGGAUGAGCUGGAGUGUUCCCCAAAUCGUCGGUGUGAAGACUAUGAAUUCACUUGCGGUGAUGGUACAUGUGUGUCUGUAUCUGUACGAUGUGAUAGACAAGAGGAUUGCCGUGAUGGCUCAGAUGAGCUUAACUGUCGUCCACCACGGUGCCAAGGAAACGAGUUUCAGUGUAGAGGUGGACGGUGCAUACCUGACUACGCUCGUUGUGAUGGCAAACGAGACUGCCGUGAUGGCUCUGAUGAGCUCUCAUGCCCUGCUCCAGAAAUUACGACCACUCAACCACCAUUUAUUCCCCCAACGAAUCUUUUCCGAUGUGCUGAUGGCAAUUACAUUAAAGACUACUUGCGUUGUGAUGGAAGAAGAGAUUGUAAUGACGGCAGUGAUGAAGCACAGUGCGUAGGCACGGACACAGUGAACCUCAGAACAUACCCACCUGAGCAGACCAUCCAGCAGAGUCGUGAAGUGGUGUUCCAGUGCAGAGAUGAAGGCCCCAUUCGUGCUCCGGUGCGAUGGUCAAGGGAAGGAAACAGAGCUAUGCCUGUCGGAACAACAGACAACAGAGGACGUCUGACCAUGCCUAACAUCCAGAUUGAGCAUCAAGGCACAUAUUACUGUGAAGCACAGGGUGUGAGUCCUUCAAUGCCUGGAAGGAGAAAGCCUGUCUAUUUGCAAGUUAUUCCAUAUGUGGCACCAACCUUACCUCCUGUGGUAGUAUGCAGUGUUAUUGAGGCAACGUGCAUGAAUGGGCAGUGCAUUGAUAAGGACAAAGUGUGCGACGGUGUCUAUGACUGCGAUGAUGCUUCUGACGAAAUGCGAUGCAAUCCACUGGGAUGUGAACCCAAUGAAUACCAAUGUGACAACAAACGAUGUGUUCUGAAGACAUGGUUGUGUGACUCAGAUGAUGACUGUGGAGAUGGAUCUGAUGAGAGAGAGUGUGUGACUAAUGCACCAGGAUCAGCAUGUAGAUACAACGAGUUUACUUGUGUCAAUGGCAGUCAGUGUAUUCCAAAGUCUUUCCACUGUGAUGGGGAAGUUGACUGUCUAGAUGGAUCAGAUGAACAGAGGUGCAGCAAGCCAAUUGUUGUGGAGCCUCCCCCUCGCAAUAUUAUGGUCCAAGUCAGCGAAACAUUCACCAUCACCUGCAGAGUCAUUGGCGUGCCUACUCCAACUGUCAUUUGGAGACUCAACUGGGGACAUGUGCCUGAUAAGUGUCAAAUGACAAGUGUGGAUGGACGGGGUACUCUAACAUGCCCGGGCGCUCAGCCAACCGACCAGGGUGCUUAUUCCUGCGAGGCCAUUAACAGCCUAGGUUCAGUCUUUGCUCAGCCUGACUGUAUUGUCCAAGUGAAGGGCAGCUCACCUCAGUGUCAGCCUCCUCUCUUCAAUGCAGGUGCUGUUACUACAGAGGAAUGCCUCACAUGCUUCUGCUUUGGGGCCACAGAACAGUGCUACUCCACAGACAGAUAUAUUACACAGUUACCUCCUCCUGCAAAUGAUUCAUAUCAGCUGAUAGGAGUUAAUCAAGACCAGUUCAAGGGCAAUUACAUUGUGCGUACGAAACAGUAUCAACAGUCAUCACGUUUCCUCAGUCCUCAGUCAUCUAAUGCAGUCCAGCUCAAUGUUGACCGAUCCAAGCUGGAGGGCCCCAGUGACCUCAUUGUGUAUUUCUCCCUUCCUGAUAGUCACAAGGGCCAGCAACUGACAUCAUAUGGUGGAUACCUUAGAUACAAGAUCAAGUAUUCCAGCACUGUUGCCUCACAGACUAUCAAGGGACCAGAUGUGAUCAUGGUGGGUAAUGACAUCACACUUAUGCAUGUCCAUGAUGGAGAAUUCAAGCCUGAUUUCGAAAACCAAGUAGAUGUAAGGUUUGAGAUUGGUCAGUGGUUCAAGCGGGUAGUGGGCCGCGGACAAGUUGUUCAGAGUCAAGAGCCUGCAAACAGAGAAGAAAUCAUGAUGGUGCUUGAGAAUGUUGAAUUGCUACUGAUUCGAGCACUGUACACUGAUGCUUACUAUGUAGUGUCUACACUGUCAGAAGUUCAAAUGGACACUGCUGUCAUUCAUGAUAAUACCCAGGGAAGAGCUGUGUUGGUAGAAGAAUGUCGCUGCCCCACAGGCUAUGUUGGAUUGUCAUGCCAGGACUGUGCUCCCAACUACAAGCGUGUUCCUGACGGACCUUGGCUUGGACGUUGUGUUCCCGAUGUUGAAUGCCGCCCUGGAGAGUAUGGAGACCCAGCCAAUGGUAUUCCCUGCUUGCCAUGCCCUUGUCCUCUCUCAACACCUACCAACCAGUUUAGCUCCACCUGCUUCUUGGACAGUGAUGGCCAAGUGACUUGUAAUUGCCUGCAGGGCUACCAAGGAAGGCGUUGCGAGGUCUGUGCCAAUGGCUAUGAGGGCAACCCCAAUGUGCCUGGUGAUUCUUGCCGGCCAGUUCCUCCAUCGUGUGAAUGGUAUGAGUUCAUUUGUGGAGACAUGUCAGGCUGCGUUCACAAGGAUAAACGCUGUGAUUCCAACAAGGAUUGUCCUGAUGGCUCGGAUGAGGAGUUCUGUGAGACAGUAUGCAUGACAACCUUCACAUGUCCUGACGGUACAGUCCACCCCUGGUCCCGUCGGUGUGACGGCAUAAAGGACUGCUUCAAUUAUGAAGAUGAAAGGGAAUGUGAUGUGUGCUUUAAUAGUGGCCACAAAUGCAGUGAUCGGCAUUGUAUUCAUUUUGAACGCAUCUGUGAUGGGCAUCAAGAUUGUUAUGAUGGAAGUGAUGAGUUUCCUGAGAACUGUCUGGAUUACCUUCCCUGUGACCACAUAAGCAAGUGGACGUGUGAUGAUCGAACGUGCAUCGACAGAAGUGAUCACUGUAAUGGGGUUUUUGAUUGUCCUGAUGGGUCUGAUGAGCGUUACUGCAACUGCUCAUGCACCUCACCUAAUCAGUUCAGAUGCCAAGAUGGGACAUGUCUGUCAGCUAGAAUCCGUUGUAAUGGUCAAGCAGAUUGCAAAGAUGGAUCAGAUGAAUGGGGAUGUUGCAAUGAAGCCACUGAACAUACAUGUGGUGAUGGAACCUGCAUUGAUCGCCGCAGAUUCUGUGAUGGUCAGUAUGACUGUUCAGAUAAUAGUGACGAGCCUUCCUACUGUCGCGAGAACUGUGACCCCAAUACAAUGCAUCAGUGUGGAGAUGGUACAUGUAUAGACCGAAGAAGAUUCUGUGAUGGUCAGUAUGACUGUUCAGAUUAUAGUGAUGAGCCUUCCUACUGCCGUGAAAUUUGUGACCCCAAUACAAUGCACCAGUGUGGAGAUGGAACAUGCAUAGACCGGAGAAGAGUCUGUGAUGGCCAGUAUGACUGCCCUGAUUACAGUGAUGAGCCCUCCACUUGCCAGACAUAUUGUGAUGAUCAGUAUGAAUAUAGGUGCAGGAAUGGAGAUUGCAUCAAUCUUCAACGAUACUGUGAUGGAUACAGUGACUGCAGUGAUGGCAGCGAUGAAAACAAUUGCCCGCAGACAUGUUCUGAGUAUGAGUUCCAGUGUGAUGAUGGGACCUGCAUAGAUCGAAGACUAUUGUGCGAUGGAAGGGCUGACUGUAGGGAUAGUAGUGAUGAGGGUCAACAGGCAGGAUGUUGCGUUGCUCCCUACUACUUCCAGUGCCGCAAUGGAGAUUGCAUAGAUUCCAGUCUUGUCUGCGACACUUAUGAAAAUUGUUAUGAUGGUUCUGAUGAAUAUGGUUGCUCUGUGGACUGCAAUCCUUCUGGUAGUUACUCCGUUCAAGCAGAUCCUGUCACUGGACUUUGCCAAUGCAAGGAACUUGUUACUGGACCUAAAUGUGAUCGUUGCAAGGCAAACACCUUCUUCCUCAAUGACAAGACCCGUUUCGGCUGCAUUGACUGCUUCUGCAUGGGCAUCACCAAGGCCUGCACCUCAUCCAACUGGUACAGGCAGCAGGAAUCUGUGUCAUUCACAAAUGAUCGACAAGGAUUUGAGUUGGUCGAUAAGUUCCAAGAGGUUGUUAUCAGCAAUGAUAUUUAUGUUGAUUCCGGUCAGCAAGAGAUUGUAUUCAGUGAGUUCUCUCGUCUUGGCCAAGAGGUUUAUUACUGGAACCUGCCUCAGAGAUUCCUUGGAGACAAACUUUCAUCAUAUGGUGGAAAUCUGACCUACAGCCUUCGCUAUGUGCCAGCUCCUGGAGGCCAGAGUUCUGCAAACAGUGCUGCUGCUGUGGAAAUAUUUGGAAAUGAUAUCACGCUGAGGCACUUCACGAAUGGGCAACUGAGCCGCUCACUUCAGGCCACAGUGACAGUACCCUUGUAUGAAGAGGAAUGGGAGAGACAGGAUGGACAGAAGGCCAACCGAGAGCACUUCCUCAUGGUUUUAGCUGACCUGGAGUACAUCCACAUCAAGGCAACAUACACCACAAAUACUCAGGAAGUGGCACUGAAGGAGGUGAUCAUGGAUUAUGCUGAACCUCGUAACACAGGCCAGGAACGUGCCUUUGCUGUUGAGUUCUGCGAAUGUCCACCAGGGUACAAGGGACUCUCAUGCGAAGAUUGUGACGUAGGCUACACCAGGAGAUUGUCGGGUGUUUACUUGGGCGAAUGUGUUCCUUGUGAAUGUAAUGGACAUUCUGAAGAGUGUGACCCGGAUACUAGUGUCUGCAGUAACUGCCGAGAUAACACAAGUGGUGAUUUCUGUGAACUCUGUGCCCCAGGCUUUGUUAUGAACAGGCUUGGAAGGUGUGAACGGGAAGAAAAUGGUUAUGCAUGCAACUGUGACCCCAGAGGAUCACUGACCGAGUCAUGUCAGUACGGCAUCUGUCAGUGCAAGGCCAAUGUCCGUGGUGAAUACUGUGAUGCAUGUGAAGCUGGCUAUUUUGAUCUGUCAGAAGAAAACCCUGAUGGUUGUCUGAAGUGUUGGUGCAGCGGGGCUACCUCACAGUGUUUCUCCUCAAACUACUACAGAACCCAGUUGCCAAUGCAGCUCCUUACUGACCAUGGAUUCACUCUCUCAAACCGACUGCGAUCGAAUGUUAUUCGUGAUGGAUUCAGCCUCAACUUGGCAAAUAAUGAAAUCACAUUCCAAAACUUUGAUGAACUGAGUGGAGUAGAAUCAUAUUAUUGGUCACUUCCACAGAUGUUUACUGGGAACCGCCUUGCUUCAUAUGGAGGAAACCUCACCAUAACUCAGAGAUAUGUCGCCAAUCCUGGCAGCAACACUUAUGCUGACCCAGAUGUCAUUAUUAGGAGUGCAGGUGGCUUAGAGUUCAUUUGGAUGAUCUCUCGAUCCCUUCCACAAAAUGCUCUUCAGACAUACACUGUUCCUCUCAUUGAAACCAGCUUCACCAUGAAUCAACAGCCAGCAUCCAGGUCUGAGUUCCUGAAGGCGCUGUCAUCUGUUGAGGCCAUUUUGGUGCGUGCCACACCAAGCAACCGCAUGAGAGCCACUUCUCUGAGAGAUGUUAUUAUGGACACUGCAGUGCCAUCAAACACAGGGCAGUCGAGAGCAGUCAAAGUAGAGCAGUGCCAGUGCCCACCAGAAUACAGUGGGCUAUCAUGUGAGCAAUGUCGACCUGGCUACUACAGAGACAUUUUCACCAACACAUGUGAGCCUUGCCGCUGCAAUGGACACGAGGAGUCAUGCGCCCAGCUGCCCAGUGGGGAAGUCAGGUGUAAAUGCUUGCCUGGCUAUUAUGGCAACAACUGCGAAGGCUCAGGUAGGCCAUGAAUGAAGCAGCAAUAGCAAGGUGAUCAGUAGAUUCCUCUAUAGAUGAGGUUUAGUUAGAUCGGACUUGUUAGUUUUAGGUGCAUGAUACAAAGAUAGAGUUUUAUCUUAGAAUUUAGUGCAUGUUCCAACCAGUAGAGGCAUCGACUGUAUUGUAAUCUUAAAUUAACACUUUUUUUUUUUUUUUAAGAAGACUUAUUUGGGCUAUUUUCUUUACUAAGAAAAUAGUCCUGCUUUUCGUAAAUAAUUAUCUUUUCUUUUGAUGCUUGAUGUGUUUAUAACCUUGAUUAAAACAUAUUUAAUCCAUUGCCGCCAGUACAUGCCAUGCCCACUGUGAGUCAACUUGUUCGAUUGUUUUUACACAUAGAUGGCUACACUUGUACUAAGUAUCCAAUGAGCCAAUUACGAGUACUGCCUGUCUCGCCCAUUCACCCUUUUCAUCGAUUUAUAAAAAUAUUUAACGUUAUCCUAAUUUGCUGUUAAAAAUAACACCAUCUAUAUUUAUAGCACUAGUAAAAAUACGUUUUUUACCGCCAAUUCAAGGAAAGGUGAAAUCAGGACUAGCAGAGCCAUCUAUGAACAGAGAUAUUUCACAAAAAUAUAAAAAAUGAGUACUGCAUUUCCCCCAUUUUUUUGUUCAUUUUCCCCGGCGGCAAUGGGUUAAUUAAUGAAAUUUGGAGCUUAUGUUGUUGUUUAGUGCACAGAGGAAGCAGCUAGAAUAUUAAUUUUUAAAUAUUUUUGUAAGUGUUAAUAGCUAAAGAAUGUUAUUUUUUUUUUUAAUCCAGUGCCUUAUAUUGAUCUGUGCAGAAACAACAGUAUGAAGUAGAAAUUUAUUUUUAAGCAAAAUGGCUUGCAUGCUAAUUUUACACAUUAGGGUUUUAGUUAUUUUACUUUAAGGAGAUCAGUAUUAAGCAUUAUACAUUAUACCAAUCUGUUACUCUGUACAUUCUUCACAUUAACAGUUCACCAUUUGUGUACAAAAAUACAAUAAGCAUUUCAUUUGUGAUAUUUGAUACUUGCGUAAGCAUUUAAUUUUUAUUUGUUUAGCUUGUCACUAAAUUAGUUCACAAAACUUAACUAAAAGUACUUUUAUGUCAGUAUCAUUAUUACAUCAAAUCUUAAUAGUCUUAACCAAAUGAAGUUACUGAUUAUUAUUGCUCAUAUUAUUGGUUUGGUAUUUUAUUUUUGGUUUAUGGUUGCAUAAUACUAAUGAAGGAUAAAACAAAGGGUAUAAGUAAAUAAUUUUUGUAAAGUGAUCCCCUCACACAACAUUCAUGUAUAAGGACAUUUCAUUGUAUCUGAUUGCUUAAUAAUAACAUAUAUUACACAACUAA